AUGUGUAGUCUAGCAGCAAAUCGAAGAAGUCGUGGCCUCAAUGCUUCCGCCGUGAAUGGAGGUGCCAUCAUUGGUGCAGGUUAUAUCACUAGAGAAACCGACAGAGCACUUGAUAUAACGGUCGAAAAAAUGGCCUUGAUGCAUCUUUCAGAGGAGGACUUUCAUCAAAUGAUCGCUGAAGCUAUAGAAUCUGGGCAUUCAGGCUCUCCACACUCACCCGAAAUCACGACUGGGCUCCUUGACAUUUCUUCCGACUCUCCGCACAUUCCAAAAUGGUACUCAAAUCCGAAGUUCGCUCGGUUUAUUGUCAACAGGGCGGCAAAUGAGGAAGAUAGAAAGGGGAGGACAGCGACUGUAACGAUUCACGAUCAUCUUGGGAACUGCAAAACCAAAAAAGACCUCUUUCAACUCGUGGGGAAAUCUUUCGGCGAUCAAGUACGCAAACUCUUACAAUUAUCCGAAGCUGUGACUAUCGAUGAGAUUCUUUCCAAACGAGCACUAGAGCUGGGAAUUGACUCUCUUGUUUCUGUUGACAUAAGACACUGGGUAUUGAAAAAUUUCCUUGUUAGCAUCCCAGUUCUCAGACUGAUGGGGAAUGACACUUUGAAUAGCUUUGUUCAGAUUGUGGUUGAAGGGAUUCCCGCUGAAAUGUUGCCUGUGAUGCAUACAUCCACCGUUGACAGAAUGAGCGAGACAACAAGUUCCACCACAGUCAGUGUACCAAGUACACUGAGCACCGAACAAUGCUCCCCAUCCAUCAAUACUGAGUUCAUAGAUUGGGAAGCGGAGUCCAAUAUCCCAGAAGAUUUGAGAUGCAUAAAGACUGUCUAUGGAUCAUCGCCUGCUGUGCCUCCAAAGAAUUUAGUAUUGAUAGGAGCCACUGGUCUACUGGGUCGCCACCUUUUAGAGAGUCUUCUCAGAGAGACAUCCACUGAGGUCGUACAUUGCCUUGCUGUCCGAAACCUCGCAAGCCGCACAGUAGACGAGCUUGUUGCUGACGAACGCAUCAAAUACUACCACGGCAAUCUCUCAGAUCCUCUCCUCGGACUUUCGAAAGAGGAAGCGGAGUCGAUCUUUGCCAAGGCAGAUGCUGUAAUUCACAACGGCGCAGACACCUCACAUAUCAAAUCAUUUCACGACCUACGUUCUUCCAACGUCGGCUCUACCAUUGAAUUGACUCGAAUGUGCCUGCCACGCAAAAUUCCUAUGCAUUAUAUAUCCUCAGUGGGCGUAGCGAUUUACAGUGACAAGAAUCCUUUUCCCCCUGUAUCAGUCGCUGGAAAUGGUUCAAUUUCUCCCGCGGCAGAUGGCUCGUUUGGGUAUGGUUCCUCCAAAUGGACCAACGAGAGAUUUCUCGAGCGUGUUCAGGAACAUCACGCUCUCCCGAUCUGCAUCUAUCGACCUUCAACUAUUAUCCGUGAGGGAGUACAUAGCAGAACAACCAGGGCAAAAUUAGAUUGGGUGAAUUCCCUUUUGUACUACAUUCGAAAGACAAAAACAGCGCCCAGGAUCGUAAAUGCUCACGGAGCAUUCGAUCUUGUUCGCGCAGAGACUUGUUGCGCGGAUGUUGUACGACAUCUUUCUAAAGGGGAGCCAGGUAAAAGUCAGAUGCUCAGGUAUGUGAAUCAGGUUGGCGACCAGGUCAUUCCAAUGAAUGAGAUAUCUCUCGUGGAUUCUGAGAGAGGGGAGUGCUAUGAGUUGCUGGAUCUGGAUGAAUGGAUUCGAGAGGCCGUAUAG
Messenger RNA from Glarea lozoyensis ATCC 20868, 1737 nucleotides. Its product is annotated as NAD(P)-binding Rossmann-fold containing protein. Lineage: Eukaryota; Fungi; Ascomycota; Leotiomycetes; Helotiales; Helotiaceae. Bases 1 to 1737 code for a protein of 578 amino acids. The record is from RefSeq and is a predicted model, not a curated record. The transcript has a single exon.